Messenger RNA from Sturnus vulgaris (Common starling), 7552 nucleotides. NCBI's taxonomy places the organism in Eukaryota, Metazoa, Chordata, Aves, Passeriformes, Sturnidae. The record is from RefSeq and is a predicted model, not a curated record.
CGGCGAGAAAGCGCCACAACAUUAAACACCAGACCUCUCCGUCACCGGGGAAUAGUGUCAGAGAGCCAGGCGGUGCGACCUGCCGCCGCCCGGUUCCCCGGGUUGUCUGUGGGCUUUAAGUGCGGAUUUGUUUUUUCCUCCCUCCACCAAAGGCCUGAAGGGUAUGUUUUCACUUUCAGAGAUUAAAACCGAAGCAGUGCUGGCGAAGAACGGACAUGCUUGACAUUUGUCUGCAGUUGCUUGUGCUGCACUUCGUUGUUUACUCGGAAAGGAGAGACUGAGACCCUGUCACUUGGCUUCUUCUCGGGUUAUGAUAUAACUAAUAAUAAAGCAAAACUGUGGAAGGAGAACCCGGGAACUGAGCAUGGUAGGAUCCUGAAGAGAAAAGUAGCUGGGAUCGACGGGAAGAGGAAGGGAAGGAAUGGCAUCCCGAGAGAGGCUGUAUGAGCUUUGGAUGCUUUACUGCAAUAAGAAAGAUCCAGAUUACCUGAAGCUCUGGUUGGAUAGUUUUGUGUCUAGCUAUGAACAGUUUCUGGAUGUGGACUUUGAGAAGCUGCCAACGAGGGUGGAUGACAUUCCGCCAGGAAUAUCUCUCCUUCCUGAUAACAUUCUUCAGGUCCUCAGGCUCCAGUUGCUACAGUGUGUCCAGAAAAUGUCAGAUGGCCUGGAAGAGCAGCAGCAGACUCUGUCACUUUUACUUGUGAAAUUUUUUAUCAUCCUUUGCAGGAAUUUGGCUAAUGUGGAAGAGAUUGGGAUGUGUUCAUACAUUAACCAUGUUAUCACCAUGACUACGUUGUACAUUCAGCAGUUAAAAAGCAAAACAAAAGAAAAGGAAGUGGAGGAUCAGACCCCCAUAGAAGAAUUUGUGAGACAUGCAUUGGCUUUCUGUGAAAGUCUCUACGAUCCAUAUCGAAACUGGAGGCAGCGAAUUGCAGGACGUUUCCUUAGUACAGUUGAAAGGAGCAGACAGAAGUAUAAACCAGCUUCCCUCACUGUUGAGUUUGUCCCUUUCUUUUACCAAUGUUUUCAAGAAAGUGAACAUCUCAAGGAAAGCCUAAAAUGUUGCCUGCUGCAUCUCUUUGGAGCUAUUGUGGCUGGUGGUCAGAGGAAUGCUCUUCAAGCAGUAUCUCCUGCCACCAUGGAAGUCUUGAUGCGUGUUUUAGCAGACUGUGACAACUGGGAUGACAGAAACCCUGAUGAAGUGAGCAGGAAGGCAGAGCUGACUCUGAAGUGCCUGACAGAAGUUGUCCAUAUCCUCCUAACCAGCAGUUCUGACCAGCGCCAAGUGGAGACAAGUACAAUAUUGGAGAACUAUUUCAAGUUGCUUAAUUCAGACCAUUCAGCCUUACCUAAUGCAAGGCGAUGCAGGCAGUGGGAGAGCAGAUUCAUAGCACUACAGGUCCAAAUGCUGAAUACCAUCACAGCCAUGUUAGACUGCACAGAUAGGCCUGUUCUGCAGGCAAUUUUCCUCAAUAGUAACUGCUUUGAGCAUCUCAUUCGACUGUUGCAGAACUGCAAGCUGUUUUUAAAUGCUAACAAUAAAGUGGCAGACAAGAGUGAGAAAGACCUUACCAACAAAUUACUGACAGAAAUGAAUCAGGACCAGGUGUUUCAGGGCCACCUGGACUCCUUGGCAGUAUCAACCAUUCAAGCCCUCACAGCAGUAAUGCACAAGUCUCCAGCUGCAAAGGAGGUCUUCAAGGAGAGGAUUGGGUAUGCACACAUAUAUGAGGUACUAAAAUCACUGGGUCAGCCAUCACGGGAAUUGCUGGAAGAACUCAUGAAUAUGGCUGUUGAAGGUGACCACAUGGCUGUUGGGAUACUAGGCAUUAGUAAUGUCCAGCCCUUAUUGCUGCUCAUCCAGUGGCUUCCAGAACUAGAAUCACACGAGCUGCAGAUUUUCAUCUCCAACUGGUUGAGGCGAAUCUGCUGUAUCGACAGGCAGAGCCGUGCCACGUGCGUCAAUGCGAACAUGGUCAUCCGUAUCAUCGACACCCUCAACUCCCACUCGCUGCUCCACGCCACUUGUGCAGAGAACCUGAUUGCCCUGCUGGGCUCCCUGGGGAGCCAGUCCAUGGGCUCGGAGGAGCUGCUGCAGCUGGUGCGGCUGCUGCGGCCGGAGGAGGCGCGGGGCGCUCACCCGUACGCCGUGCCGGCGAUGCGCGCGCUGCUGGCCAUGGCGCGGAAGCAGGGCCUGGCCAGCGCCCUGCAGUACUUCAACCUGCACCACAGCAUGGCCGGCAUCGCCCUGCCCGCCAUCCACAGGUGGCCGGGCUCCGCCUUCUCCUUCAACGCCUGGCUCUGCCUCGACCAGGACCGGGUGGAGCCCGGCACCACGGGCAAAAGCGGCAAGAGGAAGCAGCUCUACAGCUUUUUUACAGCAAGUGGUAUGGGGUUUGAAGCCUUUAUUACAUGCUCAGGGGUAUUGGUUGUUGCAGUGUGCACGAAGAGGGAAUAUGCAACAGUGAUGCUACCUGACCAUUGCUUUUUUGACUCUCUUUGGCACAACAUAACUAUUGUUCACGUGCCUGGGAAGAGGCCCUUUGGUCAGAGCCUUGUGUAUAUCUAUGUCAAUGGACAGCAGAAGGUCUCUGCCCCACUUCGAUUCCCUGCUAUGAAUGAAUCUUUUACUUCUUGCUGCAUUGGUUCAGCUGGUCAAAGAACAACAACUCCUCCUCCAUCUCAGAUCCCAGAUCCACCUUUUUCCUCCCCAGUCAUGCCCCAUCGGACAUCGCUCGGGGGCAUUCUCGCUACAGGAAAUUGGGGUGGGGUGCUUGGAAAACCAGAGCUCAUCACCAAAAUGAUCUCAGCAGGGACUCAGGACAGUGAAUGGGGGUGUCCAACUUCUUUGGAGGGCCAACUUGGAUCAGUUAUUGUCUUUCAUGAAGCACUGCAACCUUCUCAGGUGAAAGCAUUAUAUUUAGCAGGUCCAAAUUGUUUAACUCCGUGGAAGUCUCAAGAAGCUGAAGUAGCAGACCUCCCCAGUAAGGUGCUGCUUCAUUAUACACCAAAGGCCUGCAGAAACCAAAUUUGCCUUGACCUGUCUGCAAAUCUUUUACAUGGAAGACUAACUGGAAACAAAGUAGUGAAUUGGGACAUCAAGGAUAUGAUCAACUGUAUUGGUGGAAUGAAUGUGCUGUUUCCAUUGCUGGAGCAGAUCAGCUUUCUUGGUGGACAGAUACCUGGGAAGUCUGAAGGAGGAACUCUGCCUCCAGAGCUAGUAACUCCUGUAGAGGGUGACUGGGUGGUGUUUUCAUCCCCAAAGGCAUCAGAAGCACGUCUGGAGAAGAACAUAGUUGCGACUUUCAUCUUGAUGAUAAAACACUUUAUUCAGGGACAUCAUGUUAAUCAGGAAAAUCUCAUUCACUCCCAUGGAGUUGCCACCCUAGGAGCCUUGUUACAGAAGGUGCCAAGAAUCUUAAUGGACGUGAACGUCCUGAUGGCUGUGCAGUUGUUGAUAGAACAAGUCUCAGUAGAAAAGAACACGCAGCUUUUGCAACAGAUGUAUCACCACUUACUUUUUGACUUCAGCAUCUGGAACAGUGGUGACUUUCCCUUCAGAAUCGGACACAUACAGUAUCUUUCUACAAUCAUCAAAGACAGUAGAAGACUCUUCAGAAAGAAGUAUGGUGUGCAGUUUCUUCUGGACACACUCAGGAUUUAUUAUGGGACUGGUUGUAAAGACAGUGAUUUGGCUCCUGAUGACCUGAGAACAAUCCGGACAUCCCUGUAUGGACUGAUCAAAUAUUUCCUGAGCAAAGGUGGAACACAUGAAGAAAUUCAGAGCAUUGUGGGAUACAUAGCUGCCACCAGUGAUGAGGAGCAGCUCUGUGGAAUUUUGGACGUUCUCUUCAGCCUACUUCAUUCCAGUCCAACCCCAGACCAGCUUUUUUUAUUGCUCUUUGAACCAGGGAAUGCUGAUAUUCUUUAUGCUCUGUUAUUGCAUCAAAGAUAUUCUGACAGGCUUAGAGAACUUGUGUUCAAGAUCGUGGAAGAGAUGCUGAAAUGUACCAAAGUUUAUGAACGGAGCAAGCACCGUAUGAGACUCAGAGAAGUGGGGUACUCUGGGCUAGGACUCCUUCUGAAUGAAUCAUCACUUACUGUUUCUCUUAUUAAAAACCUUCUUAACCAAGUUCUGUAUGCAGAUCCUGCUGUGAAUUUUAAAGAUCUUCUAGCUGUAGUGUAUCUGGCUCAUAGAUCAGAUAUAAACAUGAGAGUGAUUAUCUGUAGAAAGAUUUUGCACCUCUUGCAUUCUCAACUGGAUGCAGCACAACAGAUUUCUCAGCAGCUGGGCUGGCAGGACACUUUGGUUAGACUAUUCCUGAAAGAAAACUCAGAGGUCCGAAUUGGCUUUAAGGAGAGCAGGACUGAUUCCUCCAGGGAAGAGGAAAAAAAGCCUCCUACUGAAGAGCUUCAGAAACAUCAAGCUGAUAAGACAGGGAGAGAGAAAGCUGACAGCUUUGGAUCAGUUAAUGGUCUGUUUGAUCAGUGGAGUUUAGAAGACAACAAAUCCCUGGACGUCCCUGCCCAUUUCUCUGUUAUGCCGCUGGAAGAUGCAUCCACAGCAGAGAUGUCUUUUAGCUCGGAGGGCCGAGAAUUGUGGCACAGUAAUCCUUCACAUCUCAGUUUAGAUUUGUCCAGUGUUGACUCUUAUGAAUUGGCUGAUGGUGGGAAUCAGAUGACAGACAGCCAGCCCAGCACUCCCUCACCCACAGAGAGCACAAAGCCCUUCUCCGAGCAGCCUGACAAAGAGCUGGGUGUUAGGAGUGAUGUGGGCUUCACUGCUGAGCUUUCUCUAUUGGAAAACGAAGGAGGGAGUGAUAAUGAACUCAUACAGUUACUUACUGACAUCCUACUGUGUAUAAUGUGGAAAGGUAUUGAAAAAUCUGAUGAUGAUGCUUGGAUUGAGAGAGGACAGGUGUUCUCUGCUCUCACCAAACUUGGGAUGUCUAACGAGUUGCUGCGGCCUUCUGAUGAGAUAAAACUCAACUUGCUGGAGAAGAUGUUAGAAUGGUCAGUCACUGAUAACAGAGAUUCAAAAGCUCUCCCUACACAUGCUGAAAAUGCCUUCAAACUCUUGCUAAUUGUACAAGGUUUCCUGCAGGCGGAAGGACUAAUUAAUUCAAAUUUAUGGACAGAAAAGCUCUUGGAAGAACUAGUGACUCUCAUGGAUAGCCUGUCAGUCUGGUACUCUGCUGGCCUAGAAGCAAUUAGGCUUUCACAGGUGCAAGUCCAGCUGCUCCUUGGAUUCAUUGCACAAGACAACUUACAGGUCUGUGCUAUGGCAGCAGCCAAACUAAACACCCUCCUUCAGACCAAAAUAAUUGAGAGCCAGCCUGAGGCAUGCUAUCUCCUGGGGAAGUUGGAAGGCAUUUUGAGUAGGUCAAUUGAAGAGAAAACAGAAACUUACUCAUUUUUGAUUCCCCUUGUUCGGACAUUGGUAUCCAAGAUUUAUGAACUUCUCUUUAUGAACCUGCACCUUCCUUCAUUGCCUCCUACCAAUGGCAGCCCAUCUUUCUUUGAGGACUUUCAAGAAUACUGCAGAUCUGAUGAGUGGCAAGCUUAUAUUGACAAAUAUAUUAUUCCAAAUAUGAAGCAAUAUGAAGAGAAUUCAUUCAGACAUGAUAAUGAGCAGAUGGCACUUUAUUGGAAAGAUUGUUAUGAAGCAUUUAUGGUGAACAUGCACAAGCGGGACCGGGAAAGAGGAGAAAGUAAGCUUAAAUUUCAGGAGCACUUUGUGGAACCGUUCAGCAGGAAGGCUCGGCAGGAAAAUCUGCGGUACAACAGCAUGCUCAAACAGCUCAGCAGUCAACACACAGCCACACUGAGGCAGUGGAGAGCAGCCCAGCUUUACUUGUUCUCUGAGCGUGGGCCUUGGGCUGAAAGGAAAAAGCGUCCUGUUCACUGGAAACUUUCAAAUGUGGAAAAUUUUUCACGUAUGAGACUAAAACUAGUGCAGAAUUACAACUUCAACUCUCAUCAGGAUGCUAGUGACCUGAGAGAUAAUUUAGGUGUGCACCAGACACAGCCCUCUAGUGAGUCUCUGCUUUUGGAGGUGGUCAAGCAGGUGAAAGUGAGUGACUUGGAAGAUGAUAUUCUGGAACUACCAGAAGAAGACACAGCAGCCAGUUCCAAUUUGGAUGAGAAGGAUGAGGAAAGUCAGAAAGAAAAGCUAAUAUUGUCUGAAGAUUGUGAACUCAUUACAAUAAUUGACGUGAUACCAGGCAGGCUGGAAGUCACUACCCAGCACAUCUAUUUCUUUGAUGGUAGCAUUGAGAAAGAGGAAGGGGUAGGUUUUGAUUUCAAAUGGCACCUUUCUCAAAUUCAAGAGAUCCAUUUGCGUCGGUACAACCUGAGGAGGUCAGCUCUGGAGAUCUUCCUUACGGAUCAAACCAACUAUUUCCUCAACUUCAAUAAGGAGGUACGAAACAAAGUAUACAGUCGGAUAUUGUCACUGCGUUCUCCAAACAUUUCUGGGACCAGAUCUCCACAGGAACUUUUCAAAGCAUCAGGUUUGAUGCAGAAAUGGGUGAAUAGAGAAAUAUCCAACUUUGACUACCUUAUUCAGCUGAACACCAUGGCAGGACGAACUUACAAUGACCUUGCUCAAUAUCCUGUGUUUCCCUGGAUUUUACGAGAUUACACCUCAGAAGAACUGGACCUGAAUAAUCCUGCAGUAUUUAGGGACCUGUCCAAACCCAUAGGUGUGGUAAAUGAGAAGAAUGCUAAGAUUGUGAAAGAGAAGUACGAGAAUUUUGAGGAUCCUCUUGGGAUGAUUGACAAAUUUCACUAUGGGACACAUUACUCAAAUGCUGCUGGUGUCAUGCAUUACCUCAUUCGGGUAGAGCCUUUCACAACACUUCAUAUCCAGCUUCAGAGUGGCAGAUUUGACUGUGCUGACAGACAGUUCCAUUCUAUUCCUGCUACCUGGCAGGCACUCAUGGACAACCCCAAUGAUGUCAAGGAACUUAUACCAGAGUUUUUCUACUUUCCAGAAUUCCUGGAGAAUCAAAAUGGUAAACUGACUGCUAAGAAUAUUCUCACAGAAAACUUCCUGUAUUUUUCAGAAAAGAAUUGUUACAGCCAUUUAUGAAUGUUGAGGAACACUUACUAUUUUAACUUUAUGGUGUGACCAUAGACAUUAAUCAUGAUGCUAGCUUCACACUGUUCAGUGAAGAUACCAGUUGUGUUAAGCAGCAGCCUAAGCGUAGUUUAAAAUUCAGGCUAUGGGCUUUAAGGAUGGCUAAAAAUGGGUUGUUUACCCAAUGGAAAGUACUAGAGAUGCUCAUUUGGAUGUUUGAAAAAGUUAAUAAUAGUUAAUACUGAUUAAAUACUUAGCAAAAGUUAAGAGAUACAUUAUAAUUAUUGUAAUGCUCAUUGAAAAGACAAUAUCCUGCAUUCUGACAUGAGAUUCCUAGAUGUUUUUUGAUUCGCAUUUAUUGUUUUGUGAUUUGUUUCUCUAUCUUUGCACAAUUUGAAAAUGGCUUUGUAUGUUUGUUACAUACAAAGUUACAGUCUACUGGAGUUCUGAAUUAGAAAAAUUGGGAGCUCC